Messenger RNA from Ricinus communis (castor bean), 3134 nucleotides. Its product is annotated as DNA repair protein RAD51 homolog 3. The record is from RefSeq and is a predicted model, not a curated record. Lineage: Eukaryota; Viridiplantae; Streptophyta; Magnoliopsida; Malpighiales; Euphorbiaceae. Gene Ontology annotation, cellular component: Rad51B-Rad51C-Rad51D-XRCC2 complex; Rad51C-XRCC3 complex; replication fork. Gene Ontology annotation, molecular function: ATP-dependent DNA damage sensor activity; ATP hydrolysis activity; four-way junction DNA binding. Gene Ontology annotation, biological process: reciprocal meiotic recombination; DNA repair; meiotic DNA recombinase assembly. The transcript is spliced from 9 exons. The coding region runs from base 147 to 1193 and encodes 348 amino acids.
UGCUCAAAACAAAAUCAUAAUUAUCCGCGUGGCAACGCACCUUCUUCUUAGCGCCUACUCGAGAAGAGUAUUUUCCGCGCCAAAAUCUCUAAAACGACGUAGGCAUACAAUCGGAUCGGAGCAACGAAACAAUCGGCUAAAGAGAAAUGGAAGUAUCGAGGCUACCGUUAUCAGCGAGUCAGAGAGGGAAGCUUAUUUUAGCUGGCUAUACUUCUCUCUCUUCCCUCUCCUCUGUCUCCCCCUCAGAUCUUGCCCGGGAUCUGAAAAUUUCAGAUAGUGAAGCUCUUGAAAUUCUGAAGGUCGCAUCACGUAACAGUAGGCUGGACGGUAUGGAAGGGUGCCAUGCCGUUAUCAACGUUAAAGGUGCACAGAAUGCUUGGGAGAUGCUUCAUGAGGAGUCGUCUUUGACACACAUUACUACAUCUUGUGCAGAUUUAGAUAACAUCCUUGGUGGAGGAAUUACUUGCAAAGAAGUUACAGAGAUUGGUGGAUUACCAGGCAUUGGUAAAACGCAGCUCGGGAUCCAACUUGCAGUCAAUGUUCAAAUUCCACCUUAUUGUGGUGGUCUAGGAGGAAAGGCAGUUUAUAUAGAUACAGAAGGUAGUUUUAUGGUGGAGCGUGUUCUACAGGUUGCUGAAGCAAGUGUGGAGGACAUGUUGGAAUAUAGUAGGUUUUUACGCAGGGACUUGCAAACUUGUCAAGUGGCAACGCAAAGCAAGGAUAUCCUGGAAAAUAUAUAUUAUUUCCGUGUCUGCAGUUAUACAGAGCAAGUUGCUCUGGUUAAUUACUUGGAAAAGUUCAUUUCAGAGCAUAGAGAUGUUAAGGUUGUUAUUAUUGAUAGCAUAACUUUCCACUUCCGCCAAGAUUUUGAUGACUUAGCCCUCAGAACACGGGUGCUCAGCGGAAUGGCCCUAAAAUUGAUGAAGAUUGCAAAAAGUUUCAGCCUAGCAGUAGUUUUGUUGAAUCAGGUAACAACCAAGCACACCGAGGGUUCCUUCCAAUUAGGUCUUGCACUAGGUGAGAGCUGGUCACAUUCUUGCACAAACCGGAUCAUUUUGUAUUGGAAUAGUAAUGAACGAUAUGCAUACAUUGACAAGUCCCCUUCUCUUAAAUCAGCAACAGCACCCUAUUCUGUGACCAGAGGAGGGAUCAGAAAUUCUUCUUCAAAUUGUAAACGUGUUAAAAUGAUGUAAAUUAUGACUCAACGAGCUCAGUGGGGUGUUGAAGGUUAGAGAAGUAAUUGUUGCUCCUAAGUUCCUUUUGAUAAGUUUUGCUCGUGUCUUGCACUGCAUCCAAUAAAACUAACCUUCCAACUUCAUUGAGAUUUCAAUGUGCGAUUUACUAAUUGGAAACUUGAUUUUCAUUAUCAGGUGUUCAUUUCACAUCUGCAGUGUAUCAUAGAGAAUGCAACUACUGCUGUUGAUUUACUAUGAUUUUAACAUCUUUUUGUUACUCAACGUUGUGCCUGACUUGAAAAAUCUUUGAUGGUUAGCUAAAUUAUAACGAUGCUGGAUCCAAUAACACGUGCCUUUUUGCUGCUUGAAUAUCAUUUCUCUACGACGUAUGUUCUGUUUUGUUCAAGCAGAUUUUUGAGGAUGCUGAAUUGUUGUUAUUCAGGUGCGGACAGUAGUUAUUAAUUAUUAUUAUUAUUAUUAUUUUUAAAUUCUGUUCAAGCUUUUAGAAGCAAAAAGUCAAUACUUGACAGAUAUGUCUUGAAAUAUGGUUACUUGGUUAGAAAAUGGUACACUGCACACAUUACAGUAAUUCUUUGAGUAAAUGAUCUAAAACUUGACAUCAUAAGCAAAUUAAAUCGUAUUUGAGGGAAAUAUGAGAAUGUUACUUUUUCAAAAAAAAAAAAAAAAAAAAAAAUUAUUAGGACCCCAAUGAGUUCUGGUUAUGUGUUCGUCUCUCAACAUCUGUCACAAUUCACCUAAUAUAGAGGUCAGUGUGUAUGAAUUCAAAAUUCAAAAUUUAAGCUUUUUAGUGGAUCGAAAGUAAUAAAUUUAAAUUUUUUUUAAAAACCAAUUUAAAUUUGUUAUUGGCCUUAAAUUGACUAUAAUUUAAAUUUGUUAAUUGCCUGAAAUUGACUAUCUGUAGCAAGUAUUUAUUUUAAAACAUACAUUAGUCAACAAAAUCAUUUGUAUCUAGUAGUACCAAUCUACCUAAUCAAAAGUAUUCCAGAGUACAACUGCAAUUAAGUUGAGUUCAAGGUUGAAACGAAAGUGUGGUGCUACUUAUAUUAUUCAGACUUUAUGUUACCUAAUGAGCCCACAAUAAAGUUAACAUAAUAAUUUAUAGCUGCAGCUGAACUUAAUCUUCUGCAUUCAACGGUAUUAACAUAUGUGCAAAUUUGUAAUUUACUAAUUAAAUAGACCUAUUGUAAGGCUGCACCUAGACAUGUGACAUGCCCCAGAUCUGUCUUAAUUAGUAAUUAAAUCAACUGGGUUAUAUCUGAAAUGGAAGAGCGUUUUUCCUCGCCAAGAAAAGAUUGACCAAAAUUUCAACAAGAAGCAAAAGUUACUUGCUUUUCUAUCAUCUACCAAAUUACUUCCUCUUUACCUUGCCAACAACCCUCCCCCUCAUUCCCUUUUAGCCAACAAAUAUUUGUUAGGUUGGGUUACACUUGCACAAGAGACAAAAAUUUGUUUUGUUGUUUGGAAAAACCAAUGUAAUUGUUUUUAUACCUUUUUUUUCUUUGAGGAAAAAGUGAAAAGAAAGGGUAACAAUAGAAAUGAAACAAACUUUCCUCCCAAUUAUAGGAAAAUAAAAAUGAAAGGCAGAGCAUUUCCUAAACUCCUACCCAUAGUCAACGGUUGAGAUUAAGUUAAGUAUGUAAUCUAACGGUCAGCUGAACGUACCUGUCAAAUAUUGAGUUAGACGAUAAGAUCAAGAAUUCAAGAUCAAGAGUUGUUUGGUUGUCUCGCUUUCUCAAAAAUAAAUAAAAACCCAUUCCUUUCCCUUCUCACUAAACUCUAACAAACACACACACCAAACGAAAGAAAAAAAAAAAAAAAGCAGAGGAGGAGAGAAAUGGCGUCUACUUCAUCUCUAACUCUAUCACAAGCUCUCUUGGCUCGAGCCAUUUCUCACCAUGUCUCAACCCAAUCCUCUGACCGUCUCUCUCUCUCCACACC